AUGGCGAAUACUAGACUUAACGAGUUCAACCAAGAGAUUGGAUAUGCCAUUGACGACUGGGAAGGCAGAGAUGCGCCACAGAAAGUUCUCUUGACAGGAGAAUUCUGCGAGGUCCAACCGAUAAACGCUGAGAAGCACGCACUGCAGCUUUUUGAAAGCUUCAAGGUUUCCGGCAAUAAGAUCUGGACAUAUGUGCCAAUUGGGCCUUACGAGAGUCUUGAAAAUUACAAAGAGUUUCUCGACCAAUGUGCCCAGAGGAACGAUGAAAUUCACUUUGCAAUUGUCGAUAAAACUACCGGACACGCCGUUGGAACAAUAGCGCUGAUUAGUGUUAAUCCGCUGAACGGUUCAGCAGAAGCAGGUUACGUGAUCUACUCUUCCAAGCUGAAGCGAACUCCAAUCGCCACUGAGGCUCAAUAUUUACUGAUGAAGUAUGUUUUCGAUGAUCUUAAAUAUCGCAGAUAUGAAUGGAGAUGCGAUAGUCUCAACAGACCUUCGCGAACAGCGGCUGAGAGGUUGGGAUUCAAAUUUGAAGGUACCUUUCGCCAAGUAGUCGUUAUCAAAGGUCGCAAUCGUGACACAACGUGGCUCUCGAUUAUCGAUAAGGAAUGGACGCUUUGUAAACAGGCUUUUGAAAGAUGGCUGAGCCCCGACAACUUCCAAGACGGCGUCCAGAAGAGGAGUUUAAGUGACAUUAGAAAGCUGUGUCAAAAAGAGUCUGCAUGCUGA
Molecule: messenger RNA, 729 nt
Organism: Torulaspora globosa
Lineage: Eukaryota; Fungi; Ascomycota; Saccharomycetes; Saccharomycetales; Saccharomycetaceae
Exons: 1
Coding region: 1-729 (242 amino acids)
Molecular function (GO): protein-N-terminal-alanine acetyltransferase activity; protein N-terminal-serine acetyltransferase activity
Source: RefSeq, a predicted model, not a curated record